Messenger RNA from Etheostoma spectabile (orangethroat darter), 3130 nucleotides. Its product is annotated as mitotic checkpoint serine/threonine-protein kinase BUB1. The record is from RefSeq and is a predicted model, not a curated record. The coding region runs from base 1 to 3024 and encodes 1007 amino acids. The transcript has 17 exons. NCBI's taxonomy places the organism in Eukaryota, Metazoa, Chordata, Actinopteri, Perciformes, Percidae. Gene Ontology annotation, cellular component: nucleus. Gene Ontology annotation, biological process: mitotic spindle assembly checkpoint signaling; protein phosphorylation; meiotic sister chromatid cohesion, centromeric. Gene Ontology annotation, molecular function: ATP binding; protein kinase activity.
AUGGCGCCCUCCCCCCAACGCCGGGUGGUACAAACUGUGGCGUUCCUGGGCGUGCUGUCCCUGAGGGAGAAGAGAGGAGGGAAAAAGAAGAGAACAUCGAAGAGACGGUGUUUGGAGGAAGUGGGCCCCGAAAACCCGGGGUCUUUUGGAGCUUUGAGCGCCCCUUCAUCAGGGCUGUCUGCAGCGGACACGGCCACCAGUCUGAACCCCAAUCCUACCCAGCAGCCCUUUGGCCGUCCCCGACCCUCAAACCGUCUGAGCAACAGGCGCUCUCUCGGCUUGAGAUUACACAGCGAGCCGCCCUUCAUCCACGAGGCCGCCGCUGACCCGCCUCGGCAGCAGCACAGCACCGUGGCUGCUGACAGGAGUGUUCACUUACUGCCUCCGGCGCCUGUCGCCCCGGCGUCUGUCGCUUCAGCGUCUGUCGCCCCGGCGUGGACGGUUCAACCCCGGUCAGCCCAGCUGCCUGUCGGCUUUGAGCAGACAGACCCGUUGCUCCACAGAUCGGUCCUGGCUGACAGGAGCAUUCACUUACCCCCUCCAGCAUCCGCAGACCCAACAUCUGUCGCCGGAAACCCUGGCGCUCUCCGCCAGGACGGGUGGGUUCAUCCCGGCAGCUCGCAGACCUGUCACCCCCAGGAGGGCCACCCCACGCAGCAUGAUGUCAGUCACCCGCCGGACCUCGAGAACAAACUGAAUUUGUCCCAGGGAAGCACCGCUAACUUGUCUCACUUGACUCCCAAUACUUCACUGGGCUUUGUUCAGGCCACCCCAUCCAGGGUGCUGCCGUCACCCACUGUCAACACCCGGGAGGCACUGGAUGUGAUCAUGGACAUGUUCCAGGCUCCGACUUUCCAAGAGGACCCGUUCAGCAACGCGUCGGCACUCGGUGCUGCAGAGAAUCCGUUUGACCCCGGCUACGCAACAACCGGCGGCGUCUCCUCCUUCACGAAGCCCGCGGCGCCGUUCACCGUCUUCCAGGACGACACCGACAAAGAAAACUGCAGUGCUGCCGCUCGCUCUGCAGUCGAGAAGUCUAAACCACUCAGAGCACUGGCAGAAAUCGCUGUGUCCGGCAAACCCAAUGACACUCCUCCAGACCUGAUGUCGGACGAGAGCACCAUGUGGGGCGUGCGCUACAACUCGCUGGCCGCCUGCCCAAACAGCACCAAGGACUUCGCCAUGUUGGCCCAGUUUGUCUCCACUCCGUCAGCGCAAAAGACGUCUUUCAGCGGCAAUUUUUUCGAGGAAGAUGAGAACAAUUGCGAUGGCAAAGAAGACGCUGAUGAAGACGCGUUUAUGAGACGGCAGCCAAAAAAACUCAGCCCAAUCAUUGAGACAAGUCCGUCUAACGAAACAGGUUUCAGUCAGCUGGCACCCUCCUCCGCAGGACUCGGCACCAUCGUGGGUGAAGGGCUCGCCGCCGCCCCGCACUGCCUGACCACUUCCUCUUGCACCACCAUGGUGCAGCCCCCUCCUCCGGCCGUGCUGUCCUUCCAAGACCAGACCCUCUGUCCCCCCAACUCCACAGACCCCUCCUGCGUGUCCAAGACCGCAGCCCCCAGCUGGGCGGUUUACACCAGCCCCGAGCAGCCUCCCAAACCGCACCCGGAGAGUUCCAUCAGACCUAACACCGAAGCUUUUACCAUCAUGGAGGAGUUAGACAAACCGCCCAGUCCAGAGCGGCUCCAGAAACCGGUCUGUGAUGUCCCCAUGAGCCCCGAGUGCGCUCUCAGAGCGGACUGGACACUCAUCCGAAGCCCCGAGCGCACAGCGGAGCCAGACCUGGACGCCUUCCUGAGUCCCUGUCCACCCGGCGUCCGGGACAUUCCCAUGAGUCCGCAGCCGCCGCAGCUCUGUGCUGACGUGCCCAUGAGCCCGGCGCAGUUUGGUGCCGAGGACGAACCCAUGAUGAGUCAGGGGGAGCUGAGGUCGAGCGCCGACGCGUCCGUGAACGCCAGGGCGGCUGCGGUCCGGCUGGUGUCGGACCCCUGGGCCAAUGAGGUCAUUGCUCAUCUUCUGUCAUCGCUGACCACGCCGCUCACCUCGCACCCCUCCUGCACCAGCUGGCAGUGCAACUUACCCAACAUCAGCCCUAAGACCACCAUCAGCAUGGGAAGAGCGUCCCUGCGCGUCGACUGUGUCCUGGGAGAAGGGGCUUUUGCAACAGUCUACCAGGGUACCGACCUCCAGACCUCAGAGAGGGUGAUGCUGAAGGUUCAGAAGCCGGCCAAUCCCUGGGAGUUUUACAUCAACACGCAGCUGGACGAGCGCCUGCGGCCCGCCGUGCGCCACCUUUACAGCAGCCUCCGCUCUGCUCACCUCUUCCACAACGGCAGCGUGCUGCUCGGAGAGCUUCACAACUACGGCACCCUGCUGAACGCAGUGAACGUCUAUAAAACCCAGAGUGACAAGGUGAUGCCUCAGCCUCUCGUCAUGUACUUCACCGUCUGCAUCCUGCACAUGGUGGAGCAGCUGCACGCCGCCCGCAUCAUCCACGCCGACGUCAAACCGGACAACUUCCUGCUGGGAGAGAGGUUCUUGGAGAACAAGUGUUUCGAGCCGGAGAACCUGGACCACGGCCUCGCCCUCAUCGACCUCGGGCAGAGCAUCGACAUGGAGCUUUUCCCAGAAGGCACUGCUUUCACCGCCAGGUGUUUGACGUCGGGCUUCCAGUGCACGGAGAUGCUCAGCGGGAGACCCUGGAACUAUCAGACGGAUUACUUUGGCAUCGCGGGGACGGUCCACUGCAUGCUGUUUGGGACGUACAUGCAGGUCACGAAUGAAGGCGGCGUGUGGGUGACAAACGGUGUAUUUAGAAGGAACCCCCACAGCGACCUGUGGCAGGAGUUCUUCCACACGCUGCUCAACGUGCCGGACUGCAGCUCCCGGCUGAACCUCGGGGGCCUGCGCAGCGCACUGGCGGAGGUGCUGCGGCAGAGCUACAGCAGCCGGCUGCCGACGCUCAAGAGCCGGCUGACGGUGCUGCUGCUGGAGAGCCGCAAGACGGCGGCACGCAGAUGACACGCAUCUCCUCCGUCACUCGGGGUAAAAUCUUAAGCUUUUAAAGCUGCGGUGAAGCGUCAUUGGAGGAGACAUUUCAGCAUCGGAAUUUGUACAUUUUUUUUUU